Phoenix dactylifera (date palm) is the source of this 3964-nucleotide messenger RNA. RefSeq lists its product as uncharacterized. NCBI's taxonomy places the organism in Eukaryota, Viridiplantae, Streptophyta, Magnoliopsida, Arecales, Arecaceae. The record is from RefSeq and is a predicted model, not a curated record.
AUGAAUAUCCCCGGGUUGGUGCUUCCAGCUUCACUUUUUCAACAGACUGAACAGCAGCAAUCUCUUAAAUGUAAUGACUUGAGCACUAAAUGUUCUUCUGUUGGUGAUAUGUCCAGACCUUUGGGAAAUGCAAUAAAGGAAGCUUCACGAGGUGGAAAAUCCCAAGAGAAUCUGACAGACAUUGGUUCCCUCAAGCAGAGUUCAGAUGAUCUUGGUGAACUCUGUAGGCAUUCCUCUGAUGGGAAUAAAUCAGCUGGCCUAGCAUCAAAUUCAUCAAAUUCAUCAAAUAUGGAUGAGCCAAUGAAAAAGAUCUCUAAGAAAAAGAAGAAAAGGAAGGGGAAGUUGAACAAAAAGCAAUUUCAAAAUAAUGUUGCUUCAAAAACUGAUUUGGCCAGUCUGACUUCUACUACCACUCAACUUGGUCCGGAAGAGAGUUCUUCUAUGACAGGACCAAUUGAAUGCAACCAACACAAUGAAGGGGUAUGCUAUCAGUCAUCGAAAGAGGUAAUUGAUUGCUAUGUUCACAAUGGAGUUACUUCCAAAUGUGAUAAUGGAUGUUCGGAGUCUACUCCUGACCCAGAAGGAUCACUACAUGUUUCAAAAACUGAUGAUAUUGAAUGUUUAUCUAGAAGCAAUAGGGAAACCCCCAAGGUAGUUGUUUUGCAGGAUUCUACAUCAGACUUCUGUAAAGUUGACAAUGUCAAUAGCACAGAGUUAGUAAGGAAGCAAGAUAAAGAUGCAACUUUCCCAGGUUCUGUCGUUAUAUCUGCCACAGGCUGGGAAACCGUCGAUUCAUGUUUGAAGGAUGCAGGCAACUGUGAAGAAAAAUCAUUCAGCAAUGCACAUUACCAAGAAAUCUGUGGUGUCAAUGGAAGCCAAAUACUGCCUGAGGAUACUGGCUGUAGAAGCAUGGAGGCUUCUGAAAAUAAGUCAGAUGCAACAACUUUUGGAACAAAGAGAUCAAAUACAAGUCAAGAUAAAGUUAAUGCAGACUUCAGUGAUAUCAGGAACGAGAGGAACAUCAAAUCACCCCCUAUGAGAUCUCAGUCAGUAAACCAUUUGGCACAUUGUAUCAGCAGCAUGAAAAUGUCGAUGGCUGUGCAAGAGUUCAGCAAAGAUGGUGGAAUUGAGGAGAACAACUCCUGCAACCAGUACUUUAAGGUAAGUGAUAAUCCUGCAAUUGUAACAAAUCAAGGUGUUGAACAUGAUGAGGGGCAAGCUCCCACUCUGAUUUAUGCAUCUCGGUUGCCAAGCCAGAUAAAUAACCAUAAGCAUAUCGGGAAGGAGAAUGCUUACUUCAUUUGGCAAAAGACCAGGAAAAAUAUUGGAAGUAUACAGACUCGUGGCAGGAAAAGAUCUAAUUGCUAUCAGAUGGGCAUGGAUAAGGAUACAGCAGGCAGAACUUCUUUAUCAAAGCACAAUUCCUUUGCAGGAGAUGGGUUGUUACCUUGUCCACAAUCUUCUUAUACUGAUAGGGCUGGUUUUCAGCAAAGAGCAAAAAAAUUGGGGAUCUGUGAUCAAGAAAGAUGCAUAACUCGUGGACAAGUGCUAAUUGAGUCCCCAAAAUGGACUUUUCCUCAAAGCUUGAAUGUUGGAUGUGGUCAGAACGUGUCCAUAUCAGGAGAUGGCUCAAUGGGGAGCAUGGCUUGGGAAAAGUUGAAAGAUAAACUAAACCAGCCUUUUAAGCAAGAGAAUGCCAUCCCUUACAGAAGGGGAUUUUGGGUCAGCAAAGCCAAUUAUUGUAAGUCUCAGACCAAGAUGAAUAUCGCCUGCAGAGAUCUUUUAGAAAUUCCAAGGACAGUUUCCCUUCAUAGGAGCAAUAUAGCUGGGGAAAGAAGCAGCCGUGGCAAUCAUCAUCAUAAAUUUGAUUUUUCAGAAGCACAUGAAUUUGUGCCCUCUUUUCCAGCUUUUUCAUCAAACGGACAGCUGCAUGGACCAUGGACAAGGACAUCAAGUCAUCAAAAGCUUUUGCAUGAGAUCCAACCAAAUGCUGCAACAGAGGUGCCCAUAUCUGAAGAUGCAUUAUUUGAAUGCUAUCAGGCUUUUUUGGAUAAUGAAAAUAAGUCGCCCGCAUGCCUUGAAUUUGAACUUCGUUAUAACAAUAAUUCUAAGGGGUGCAUCUCUUCCGGUGUUAGUUCACAGAAGUGGAUUCCUGUUGGUAAGAAAGACCAAGACCCCUUGAUGUUCAAAUCGAGUAUAGUUACUGAUGCUAGUAACAGCAAGAAAAUAAAAUUCCAUCAGAAAACAGAUAUUGUUGCUAUUUGUGAUGAAGCUAGUGUUACGGAUGUCAGCAAAGACAUGAAUGAUGGUCUUAUUAGUGGUAGACAAGGAAGAUCCCUGUGGGAAGGCAAAAGCGAUCACAAUGCAUCUGGUGCUUACUCAAAAAACUCGCCUAUAUACAUUGGUUCAGAGUUGACAACACAAGCUCUAGAUGCUGCUUACAGAUUUCAGUUAGCUUCUGAACGUGUUCAGCUGGCAACAGGUAGACCCAUUGCCGAGUUUGAAAAAUUGCUCUACUCUGCUUCUCCAGUCAUUAUUUCAUCUGUUCGGCAGUACCAUGAGGAUAACAGUAGAGAUCAGCCCAUUCCAGAUUCUUUUAACAAAUUCCAGAAUAUAGAUGUUUUAUUACAAGAUGUUUGGAGAUGGUAUGAGAGACCUGGAAAUUAUGGCUUGGAAGUAAAAGCAGAAGAGCCUCAAAACUCCAUAGGAUUGGAAACUAAUGUUGUGUCAUUUCAUGCGCAUUUUGUUCCGUAUCUCUCAGCAGUUCAGCUAUUUGUCCGCUCCCAGCAUUCUUCUACUGGAAGCAGCCCUGGAAACAGAACCUCAGGCGUGUCACAGAAGGGAGAAACUGAACCAUGCUCAUUGUCUUCCUUGUCUCAAAAUCAGUUAUGCCCUGAAUUAGCAGAGCAAACAUUGGUUUCUGAUCUUUUCAGUUCAAGAGAGAGGCAUAUGAAGCCAUUUCACUUAAUAAAAACGGACAGAGAUGACUCCUGCAAUUCUCUUUAUGCAUCCUCCUCCUCUGAUGAUUCAGAAGUGGCAUUCGAAUACUUUGAGCAUGAACCCCCACAACAGCGCAAGCCUUUCUAUACAAAGGUGAAGGAGCUCAUGGAGAUUGGUUCUUCCAAUCCUUCGGUAUUUGGUGACCCCUCCAAGCUAGGGAACAUGAAUCUGAAAGAUCUCCACCCUGCUUCUUGGUUCUCGGUUGCUUGGUAUCCUAUAUAUCGAAUUCCAGAAGGUAGUUUCCGUGCAUCAUUUCUGACCUACCAUUCUUUAGGCCAUUUGGUUCUGAGACGCAUCAAAUUAGAUUCUCUGGAGAAUACUGCCUUUUGUGUUGUCUUUCCUGUUCUUGGAAUGCAGAGCUACAAUGCGCAGGGUGAGUGCUGGUUCCGUCCUAAGAAGUCAGCUGGAUCUGUUUUGAUAGAUGGCACUUCUUUUGAGAUUUCUGAAAUACUCAAAGAAAGAUUAAGAGCUCUGGAGGAAACUUCUGCUCUCUUUGCAAGAGGACAUGUUCACAAAGAUCAGAUCAGGACCCCUAAUAGGCAGCCUGAUUAUGAGUUCUUUCUUUCUCGAAAACAAUGAAAUUAGCUGCUUCUGCCAUCUCAUUUUGAAGCACCUUCAUCUUGGUUCUCUUCCUCAGUUUGGGGUUCUUUUACACUGUGAAGAAUGAACAACGGGGCAUCAAGGUGGCAAACAUGCGCAUAGAGAAAACAGAAGAUUGUGAAUAGUAGAUGAAACCCAUAUCAUUUUUGAUACAAAACACUUUCGGUGAUUAUUUGUAGAGUAAGAUAGAAGUGUAAAUACAAUGCAUGCAGCUGUAGGUAGCAUCACCAGCCAUUCAUACUGGUCUUACUGUCCAUAGUGCAAGUAUCACCUCUUUAAAUAGGCCUUGAGAUAAUUUGUAUAAAGUAUUCUGAUCAUUAUAGUAGUAUCAUUUUUGAUGGCGCUCUUCUGGGCGGCAUUUCUA